Molecule: messenger RNA, 594 nt
Organism: Rosa rugosa (rugosa rose)
Lineage: Eukaryota; Viridiplantae; Streptophyta; Magnoliopsida; Rosales; Rosaceae
Product: glycine-rich cell wall structural protein-like
Exons: 1
Coding region: 1-594 (197 amino acids)
Source: RefSeq, a predicted model, not a curated record
AUGAUUGAGUUAACAAAUGUAGGUCUCCCUAGUCUCCUUCCUACCUCAAUUUCUAAUUGUUAUAAUAAAGAUGCAUGUACUCAAAGGGAGGUUCUCCUGGCUGCAGCUCCAUAUCUUCCUCUUCUCACGUUAUCACUACGUCUCUUGUACACAAAUGCACCAAAACCGAGCAGCCCUACCCCGAUUAGCACUCCGAAAACUAUCCCCGCCUUCUGUCCACCACUCAGUCCUUUCGACCUUUUUGGUGGUGGUCCUCCUGGAGGUGUUAUGUCAUGUGGCGGCGGUAACUUAGGUGUUGGGGGUGCUGUUGGGGGUGCUGUUGGGGGUGCUGUUGGGGGUGCUGCCGGUGGUGCUGCUGGGGGUGCUGUUGGGGGUGCUGCCGGUGGUGCUGCUGGGGGUGCUGCUGGGGGUGCUGCCGGGGGUGCUGCCGGUGGUGCUGCUGGGGGUGCUGCCGGGGGUGCUGCCGGGGGUGCUGCUGGGGGUGCUGCCGGGGGUGCUGCCGGUGGUGCUGCCGGGGGUGCUGCUGGGGGUGCUGCCGGUGGUGCUGCUGGGGGUGCUGCCGGGACUUGUGCCGUGAAUCCACUAACUUGGUAG